Exophiala dermatitidis NIH/UT8656 is the source of this 846-nucleotide messenger RNA. RefSeq lists its product as uncharacterized. The record is from RefSeq and is a predicted model, not a curated record. The transcript has a single exon. Lineage: Eukaryota; Fungi; Ascomycota; Eurotiomycetes; Chaetothyriales; Herpotrichiellaceae. Bases 1 to 846 code for a protein of 281 amino acids.
AUGUUGUUCAGCGGCAUAAUUCGGGUGCUUACAGCACUUCUGUGGGUUUGUGUGUUGGUGGGCGUGGUCAUCGCGCAAGAUUCUACGACUUCCUUCAGCAAUGGAACGACCACGGCGAGGACCUCACCAACGAUAACGGGAAGCUCGACACCGUCGUCAUCUGAACCCCCGGACGUCUGGCUCAACGUGCCCAAUCUCUCCGUUGGCCGCAUCGAAUUGGACGUGGACGAUCUCCGCGCCGACAUCAACUUGAACGCACAAGUUGCAAACUUGGUUACGCUGAAUGCCGGUGUGGCAGUCUCUAUUCAAGAAGUCAAUCUUACCAUUGCGGACGUUGAAGCCGAACUGGAACUGAUUGUCCGUUUGGGACACCUGGUCGACAUAGUCAACCGUGUAUUCGAGUCCCUGGAUUUGAAUCCUCUGCUGAUCUCCACCAUCAACAACGUUACAAACCUACUGGAACCUAUUGUGGGUGCCGUAGAUGGCCUCCUCGGAUCCAUCACUCAGGGCGGAAGCACUGUUUCUUUCCUCAUCGACAAUCUAGGAAACAUUGUGCAGGAAGUGGGCGGAGUGAGCACGAUUGUGGGCAACUACCAGACCAAUAUGACCGACACGGGCGUCAGUCAGACACUGUCUGGUGGCCUUGUGGAGAAGACCUAUUCGUAUUCGCCGCUCAAUGCCCUGGUGAACAUCGUUUUCAAUGCUGCCGGUCAAGUGGUUCAGGCAUCGGUGGCCAAGAAGAGUGGUGGAGGGGGCACAGCGACAACUCCGACAUCCAGCCCCGCAACGUCUGCUGCACCAACCGCAACGUCAACGCAGCGAUCAAAUCAUAGAGGUGGACAUUGA